This is a messenger RNA of Cryptococcus wingfieldii CBS 7118, 759 nucleotides long. RefSeq lists its product as hypothetical. The coding region runs from base 1 to 759 and encodes 252 amino acids. The record is from RefSeq and is a predicted model, not a curated record. Gene Ontology annotation, cellular component: cytoplasm. The transcript has 4 exons. NCBI's taxonomy places the organism in Eukaryota, Fungi, Basidiomycota, Tremellomycetes, Tremellales, Cryptococcaceae.
AUGGCUGAGGCUCCUAUAUUGACAUCCUGGGGUGACGAGGGCUCAACCAUCCCCAGCCUCGAGCUUAUCUCCAGUAGAGGUUCCCGAUGGGCUCACCGCGUUCUCCUCGCCCUCGAGGAGGCUCAACUUCCCUACAAACUCACCGAAGUCGAUCUCAACAACAAACCAGACUGGCUAUUCAAAGCCAACCCUCGAGGGCUCGUGCCCAUCCUCGGCGUGGGCACGCCUGCGGUCUACCUCACCGAAUCCGCCAAUAUCGUCUCCUACAUCACCGACCACACCCCAUCUAUCCAGCCUUCCACUGACCUCGAACGCGCUCGAGCGGCCCGCAUAGCGGAGGUUGCAGUGGACCUCCUCGCCGGCGAGAUAUCUCCAGAUCUGAUUCCUGUCAUCAUCGCACCGCUCUCCGAGGACGAGCGCGAGUCGUACUGGAAUAGGUCAUUGGGGGUUGUAGAUGCAGUGCAGGGACUGCUAGACUCCGAAGGGCCAUUUGCGCUGGGGCAGCGGUUCACCGAGACGGAUAUCUUGAUCGCUCCCUUGGUUGGGCGGCUUUGGGCUUAUGGCAAUCACGCCCUCAUCCCGGCGGGGAAUCUUCUCACAAGACAGAUUGAGGAGGAUGCAAAGUAUGCGAGGUUUGUGAAGUAUGUGAAAGCUAUCAGCGAGAGAGAGAGUUGGAAGAAGACGUGGGAUGAAGAGUUCUCUAUCAGCCGAUUGGAGAAGAAGAUCGCUCAGUACAAAGCCAGUCAGGACAAGUCAUAG